Messenger RNA from Danio aesculapii, 2331 nucleotides. RefSeq names its product GTPase IMAP family member 8-like. Gene Ontology annotation, molecular function: GTP binding. The record is from RefSeq and is a predicted model, not a curated record. The transcript has 5 exons. Bases 1 to 2331 code for a protein of 776 amino acids. NCBI's taxonomy places the organism in Eukaryota, Metazoa, Chordata, Actinopteri, Cypriniformes, Danionidae.
AUGGCAGACAGCAGCGCAUCAUCCAGACAGUCUGUGAGUGACCUGAGGAUUGCCCUGCUGGGCACGAGUAUGUCAGAAAACAGCAGAUUGGGCAACCUAAUCUUGAGUAAUGAUGUGUUUGGAAAGAAAACGCCAUCAUCUGAAGAAGAGCACAGUGGAAGAGUGGAGGACAGAAACAUCACAGUCAUCAGCACUGACCUGCUCAGAUCAAAGCUCAAACUAGAAACCGCAACACAGAAGGCAUUAGAGCUGUCUCAUUUUAAUCCUGAUGUGAUCAUUCUGGUGCUGCAGAACAAUGAAUUCAGGCACUUUCACAAAGAACGAAUAUCUUCAGUGCUGAUCUACUUUGGUGAGCAGACAAUGAAGCGCACGAUGAUUCUGACUACUGAUGACAAGAAACAAAGCAGUAAACAGCAGUCUAGGAAAUGGGUGGGCAACCAACAAUUAUCCCCAAGCCUAACUCAGUCUGAUGAAACAACCGACUACACUACCUGGGAUGCAAUCCCAGUGAGAGAUCUGAGGAUUCUUCUUCUGGGUAAAAGCGUGUCAGAAAACAGCCGUGUGGGAAACUCGAUCUUGGGUCGAUCAGCGUUUGACAGUGAAGCUCCUCCAGAUGUUGUGGAGAGAGUCGGAGGAAGACUGAAGCACAGACACGUGACGCUCAUCAACAGUCCUCAGCUGCUCCAGCUUCAUGUUUCACUUCAUCAGAUCGCACAGACUGUCAGAGAGUGUGUGCGUCUGUCUGAUCCAGGACCUCAUGUCUUCAUGAUCAUACUGCAGUAUGAAGACUUCACUGAAGAAGACAGAUACAGAGUGAAAAGUGUCCUGAAAGAGUUCAGUGAAGAAGCCAUCAGACGCACCAUAGUGCUCACGACUGAUGGCAAGACACGUGGAUCAGGGCUUGGUUAUUUUCCCAAAAAUACUACAUUGAAUCUGUUGAUAAAGGAGUGUGGUGGAGGACAUCUGCAGCUUGAUGAAGGAAAACCAGAAUGGCGGUAUGAGAUAUUGAAGAAAGUUGAUGAGGUUCUGAAGGGAAAUGAGAAAAAAUAUCUCACUUGUGAGAGAUAUAAAGAUGUUAAAGAGACAUCAGUGAAUGAAAAGGGGAAGAUAUCUGCUGAAGAAAGUGAGAAGAGUGACACAGAUUAUGGAAAUCUCAUAGAAAGAUGCAGUAAAGAUGUAAGAAAUGCUGAUGAUCUGAGGAUUGUGCUGCUGGGAAAGACAGGUGUUGGGAAGAGUGCAUCAGCAAACACCAUACUGAGAAGAGAAGCUUUUAAAUCAGUGCUGACUUCACAAUCAGUGACCAAAGAGUGUCAGAAAGACACCGCCGAGUUGAACAGAAAACGUAUAACCGUGAUCGACACUCCAGGCCUGUUCGACACUGGAGUUGAUAAUCAUGAAACCAUGAAAGAGAUUGUGAAGUGUGUGUCAAUGGCAGCACCAGGACCACAUGUGUUUCUACUGGUGAUUUCACUGGGACGGUUCACCCAAGAGGAGAAAGAUGCAGUGAAGAUGAUCCAGGAGAGGUUUGGUGAUCAAUCCAGCAGGUACACCAUGGUGCUCUUCACCAGAGGAGAUGAUCUGAAAGGAACCAGCAUUGAAGACUUUAUUGAAGAAGACAGAAGCUUACAGAACCUCCUCCAUCAGUGUGAAAACAGAUAUCAUGUGUUCAAUAAUGAUGAGACUAAAGAUCUAAUGCAGGUCUCUGAACUGCUGGAGAAGAUUGACUGCAUGGUGGCAGCAAAUGAAGGAAGUUUCUACACCAAUGAGAUGUUUCAACAGGUGGAGAAAAACAUCAGAGAAGAGCAAAAGAGAAUCCUGAAAGAGAAAGAAGAUGAGAUCAAUAGGAAAAAAGACGACAUAGGAGACAAAUAUGAAGUAGAAAUGGAGCAAAUGAAGAAGGAAAAUGAGCGAAAAAGACAGGAGAUGCAAGAUGAACUGAGAAAGCACAAUGAGGAGUUUAAAAAGAAAGAGGAGGAGAUUAAGAAAGAAAAAGAUGAAAGACUACAAAAAAAGCUGCAGAAAAAGCAAGAGGAACAGCAGAAACAGUUUGAAGAAAAGAUUAAGAGGAUGGAGAAGGCUCUGGAAGAACAACAGCAGAACCUCAUCAAAUGCCUGGAAGUAAAACAUGAGAAAGAAAAGGAAAAGCUCAAGGAGGAAAUAAAACGUGAAACUAGAAAGCAAGCAGAGCAGGAAUAUCGUAAAAGAAUUGAUAGUAUACCAUACAGGUCAAAGCGAGCUAGUGACUGGGGUUACUAUGUUCCUGUUGUUGGAGCAGCUGCUGGCGCAGUUGUUGGUUCUGGUGAAGACCUUUUUCAUUGGAUUUUUGGUUGA